CCCCUCCCCGUGCAGGCGGAGCGGGCGCGGCAGGAGGCGGAGCGGGCCGCCGCACGUCCCCCGGCCGGCCGGCCGGCCCCCCCGCCAUGGGUCGGAAGCGCUGCGUGGGGGGAGACGGCUCCAAGAUGGCGGCGGGUUGCUGCGGGGUGAAGAAGCAGAAACUCUCCAGCUCCCCUCCCUCGGGCUCGGCCGGCCCGGGCGGCGGCGGCGGCGGCUCCCACUGCGGCGGGGCGGCGGCGGCGGGGGGCGAGCCGGGGGCGCUGCCCCCGCCGGGGGGCCCCCGCCUGAACGGCCUCGGGGGGCUGGCGGGGGGCGCCGCCGGCUGCGCCCUGUCCCCGCCGCUGCCGCCCAGCUGCGGCGGGGGCCCCGCCGGCCUCUCCCCGCCGUCCGCCUCGCUGCUCGCCUCCCCCGGCUCCGGCGGGCCCGGCUGCAGGAAGAUGGUGGUGUCGGCCGAGAUGUGCUGCUUCUGCUUCGAUGUGCUCUACUGUCACCUGUACGGAUACCAGCCCCCGCGGAGCCCCCGCUUCACCAACGACCCAUACCCACUGUUUGUAACGUGGAAGAUCGGUCGAGAUAAACGAUUGCGUGGAUGCAUAGGUACUUUUUCCGCCAUGAACCUGCAUUCAGGACUCAGGGAGUACACACUUACUAGUGCCCUUAAAGAUAGUCGUUUCCCCCCAAUGACGAGGGAUGAGCUGCCACGGCUUUUCUGCUCAGUGUCUCUACUCACUAACUUUGAAGAUGUAUGUGACUACCUGGAUUGGGAGGUGGGUGUACAUGGCAUUAGAAUAGAAUUCAUCAACGAGAAAGGAUCAAAGCGCACGGCCACCUACUUACCGGAGGUUGCGAAGGAGCAAGGAUGGGACCACAUUCAAACCAUAGAUUCCUUAUUGAGGAAAGGAGGCUACAAAGCUCCGAUUACUAAUGAGUUCAGGAAAACAAUAAAGCUAACCAGGUACGCACCGGGAUACCGCACCUUAGUCCUGUUUUGUAAUGCUCUGAGUGUUCAUUCCUGGUACCGCAGUGAGAAGAUGACGAUGAGCUACACAGAGUACCUUGCCCAUCGUCAGCAUCAUCACUUCCAGAAUGGUAUUGGGCACCCCCUUCCACCAUACAACCAUUAUUCCUGACACUGAGCCGCAUGACCAGUCACUGGACCUCUCUGCAGACCUCUUCCCAGGAGACCCUGCCCCUUCUUGGUCUAGCUAUCUCUAUUACUGUACCAUUUUAUGAUGAUAGUUUCCGUUGCCAUGUUGAGGCUCCUUAGUUGGUUCAGCUCAUCAUGGCAACGGGAGGGAAAACUGCGUUACUACAAAGAUCCCAUACUUUUUUAUUAUCUAUUCACUGCAGAUUUUUUUGCAGCAUAUACCCUUGGGUUUUGUAUGAAAAUUUAAAUUUCUACUUCAUUAACAUUGAAUUAUAUCAAUCAAGGCUUUCUGUGACUGUGGAUGGAAGGAAGAGUUUAAGGAUUUCAGUUAGGGAUGCUUUGCUUAGCAAAAAGGCAUUCAUGGCUUAUGCAUUAAUAGGUGUGACAGGGAAUGAAACAUAUCAGAUUCAGGUAUUAAAGGAGACAAUGAAUUGCAUUUUCAUAACAUUCUUAAUAACGUGUGUACAAUAUCUCACCCUCACAGUAAAGAUUCCACGUAGCUUUGUACAUGAUCCUCAGAUCCAGCACAUACAGCCGGAACGCCAGGGCUGACACACAGAAUGCUUUUUUUUGGAUGAAGAGAAGCGAUUACGUGUACAAUGAGAGGUGAUGUUAACGUGGCAGCAUUUUCAGAAUCAAGUGGCCUGAUUGGUAGGGCAUGAUGACAUAAUCCAGCAGGCUCCCAGAUCCCUUUGUCUCCCAUUCUGUGCUGGGAAUCACGGGCAACUCAGCCCUGUCAAGACUCGUCAUUAUAAUGCAUUUGUAAUGAGAUGAUGCCUUUCUGAUGACUCAAAUUAGGAGUGACAUUUGUUUUCUAAAAACAGAUUGACAAGUAGCAGAUGUCAUAUUAGGAAGAAAAUGGAUUUAGAUUUUAGUGCCUUUGACUAUAACAUAACUAUAUACUUAUAUAUGAAAUUCAUAGGAAACAUAUAGCAAGUACUCCAGACGUUCUAGCAAACCCUGUUGAAGCUGCUAUGGCAUCAGGGGUUUGGACAUUUUUUUUUCUUUAAAGUGAGAUUAUUUUUUUUUUAAUAGUGAACUUAUUUUGGAAAAGAGAAAUCCCAAUUUUGCUCUUUCAUCUGCACUUGAACUUGUUGAGUUUUUUCAAGUCAUGAAUAGUUCAAUCAAGUUAACUAUUGUUUAAGAAAAGAAAAAAAGACUGUUGUGAGACAGCCAGGACAAGUAUGCCAUAAUGUUACAUGUUUUCAUCUAUUGCAGGAAUAGUGCUUGAGAGCUGUAAGUACUGUGUAAUAAUUCUGAUACCCCUCCACACGGUAGAAGAAAGAAAACCGAUUGAAACUUUUUCCUGCUGUAAAAAUAGGAUUUAGUAAAAGGUAUGUGUGGUAUAUUUGCAAGCCCAGUCGAUGGCAGGAGCUCACUCCUUCCUCCUGUGCCUGCAGAACUCCCACUGCUGCCUGUUGCAGCUCAGUGCGUGUUCUAGGGGACAGCACAGGCCGUCUGUUACAGAAAAGACCUUCCUAAUAUGUGUUAGUAAACCACAGUAAGCAGAAAUUCCAGUUAUUUUGAAUAAUGAAUGUUUGUAAAUAUAUAGAGAUAUAAAAUUCAAGUAGAUGAAAUUCAUUAAAAUUCAGUUGUUAUAAAAAAAAUUGGACUAACUGUAAAGAUGUUUCAAUAGGGUUUCAAAACCAGAUAAGGAUAAAUUAUGCUCAUCCCUUAUGCGAGGUUAGCUCUGCCACUUAAUUUCUAUGGAGGUUCUUGUAGAAGGUCUCUGAUAUUCCUUCAUCCACAGCAUUUAUGUCCAAAUAUUACCAUUUUCAGUUGCGAUGCCUUAAUUUAUAAGCGGAGGGCCUGAAAUUUCAGGAGCCAAGAGAUGCCAGCCAGAAGCUGCAAAAAUUAGUAGAUGUUUAUACAGAGGCUAUUUUGGAUGAUACUGUUGUCUUGUUUCUACUUGGGGAUCCCUUUUAGAUGAAUUAGUCUUCAAGUGGAAAUGUGAACAAGUGGCUACCUGAUAGAGUUGUGUUGGUUUUUUUUCUUGCCCUUAUAGGGAACCUGAGCACAAACUGAAUCAUUCUGCUGCAAAAAAAAAAAGUCAUCCGACCCCAUCUUUAUCUGUCAUCUCGUUACAGCUCGCUCGUGCUUCUGCAUGAGCUCAUUGUUAGAAGUUUUUUAAAAAGAUCUAUUAUAUAUAAAAAUAUAUAUGUAUUGAAAGGUGCUAAUCAACCUCAAGAAGGUCACGUGACUGGUCAUGCGGAUCUAAAAUCAUAUCAGAUUUUUUAAAAAAUCUUCGAUAUAUGCAGAUGUUAUACAGAAUUUCUUACCAGUGUAAUAAUGAUAUACUGAUGAAUAAACAAUCCUGCAGGUUUUUAAGGACAAGGUCAGCAAUACUUCCCACCAUGGCUUGGGGGAGAAAAGGAUAGUUUUGUCUCCUUUUUGUAUACAGCAUAAUGCACAAUGCAUUUUUGUCUAUCUCUUAGUAGCUGUUGCUUAAAAAUAUAGUUAAAGGGUGUUAUACAAACUGUAAAGGUGUGCUUUUGAACCGAGCUCGUGCCAGACCCUUCUGGACCAGAGUUUUGUAUCACUAAUUGAAAAACUGUUACAGAGUCUGUGGUCAAUCAGAUUGUAUGAUAUUUUUCUCAAAGAUUGGAAUAAUCAGUCUACCUACAGUGUUUCUAGGGCACCUACCUCCUCAGCACACAGUGCUGAAACUGCUGCAGAUUGUUUCUGUGUAAUUGUGGGUUUCUUUGUACCAAACAUGCAGCUCACUGUGACAUGCACUGGCACAGAAUAGGUCUGUUUGCUUAAAGCUGAUCAACAAUUGCUCUCACAAAUGUCAUUCCCUUGGAGUUAUGUUUAAGUACCUCUCAGUUGUAUUGUUGGGGUUAGUUACAGAUUUGUUUUUCAUUUGGGGUACUUUAUAGAAGUUAAGGUACAACCAAAUAGCUUAUAUUUCACUGUUUGUUAAGUUGAAAUGCUGAUUUUUUUAAUGAGCACUACUCGGUUUGCCUUAUUCCAUUAAGGAGAUUGUUGGGGGCUUUUUUUCAUUCUCUUGCUUAAUGUUCCUAAAAACCCUGUUCUGUAAACUGAGAGAGACAACCAAACCGUAGACUUGACGUGAAGCUGUUACUUAGUGAUGCUUCAAGUGGCCUUCCCGCUGCCGCCGCAGCUCUGACGCACCAUCCCCGCGCUGCUGCCACGGCAGGGAGGGCACAGCCCGGUCCUGACCUCAGAGACACUCUGGAGCCGAGGGUGGCACAGCCACUGGCACACCUGGCGUUUGUAUGCGGACCUCUACUUGUCUUCAAAUGUGCGGGUUUUUAAAAUUGUUGUCUGGAGUAGGUUACAUCUCUUAUGUGUGUUAGAUCGAACCAAAGAAGCCUCCAGCCAUGCCCAAAUGCUGCUCCUAAAGCCUGCCUUCCAGUCCUUACAAAAUCCCUGCAGGAUUAAAUGUGUUAACUUUUUUAUUUUUGUACAGUUUCUAACUGAUUUUUGCUAGUGAUGUUAAUUAAGUUUAUUUGGGGAGUCUGAAUAUCUCCUCCAUUUAAAUAAACUGGUGACUUUCCUUUUAUGUUAAAAAAAAAAAAAAAGAGAAACCCAAAGUGUGCCUCUCAGAUUUAAGGGUUUCUGGUUACAUUUAUUCUUAAGACCAGCAAUGAUUCUUUAUAUACAAAGAUAUGUUUUCCUCAUUUUUUUAUUACUGUUAAAGAAAAAAAUAAAAAAGAAAAACCUCUUUCUUUGCUCUGGACCCAGUAAUUGCGCUGGUACAUAAACGCACUGAGAAAACAAACUUUUGUUUGAAACUUUUGUAACAACUUAUGACUGUUUUUGUAUAUCAAAGUUGAUUCUUUUCAAGAUAUUUGGAUCUAGUUUCUAAGUUAUUUUAGCGUUUUAUAUGUUACAAAAAAAAAAAAAAAAAGAAAUUACUUUAAAUUGUUCACCAGCAUCUUGAGUUAUCUUCAAUGCCAUGGUGACACACAGUGGGCUUAGAGCUACCUGGAGUAGCUUGUAAGGCCUCGCUCUUUUCCUUCCUUCCUUAGCAACUUGAUUGAUUACAAUAAUAUCACAGAUUACCUGAACCCCCUUCCUUUAUAACUAGAUCCUCCUUCCUUCCACAUUUAAUUGCUAUUAGUGUGAAGAAACUGUUGAAAUGGGCAUUUAAUAUAAGUACGGCUUAAAAAGAGAAAAAUGAGGAAAAAGAAAAAAAAAAUGCUAGAAGGUUAUCUGUGGGUCUGUGAGAUAUGGCUGUGGAAAGAUAUUGUAGUAGUUUUAACACUAUUGUUAUUACCUUUUAAAUCAUUUACCCAAUAAAAUAAGGAAAAAGAA
Messenger RNA from Chiroxiphia lanceolata (lance-tailed manakin), 5428 nucleotides. It is a transcript of the gene AMMECR1, whose product is annotated as AMMECR nuclear protein 1. The transcript has 6 exons. Gene Ontology annotation, cellular component: nucleus. The coding region runs from base 87 to 1130 and encodes 347 amino acids. NCBI's taxonomy places the organism in Eukaryota, Metazoa, Chordata, Aves, Passeriformes, Pipridae. The record is from RefSeq and is a predicted model, not a curated record.